UUGGUUUUUUUUUUUUUGCUUCACUUCUCUUUGCCGCCCUGUCUGUCCAGCGUGUAAUGGAAAUUUUACCACAGACGCUCACGAUGAACAAACAGGAAGCCAGCAGAAAGUGUGGCAAUUCGCUGUAGCCCGGCUCAACUCAGUCGAGUGACAAGAAAGGCCAUAAAAGCUGGCGUGGGGGUGGCAGGGUAGAGGAGAGCAGGCGAGAGGGGCCAGGGCUGGGCAGCCAGUGCAGGGGAUCCGACCUCUGCCUCGCCUCCCCGGGGAAAACGCAGGUUCGCAGAGACAGCAGCACUUUUGCAAGAUGAAGUGAUUGCCGAGCUCCAAGUGCCGAAUGAUGGAAGCUCCAGCAGGGAGGGAGGAAAAGGCAAAUGAAUCACACGCAGGAAUCCCUCGGGCCCGACUGGCAUCCAGAGCGCGGUGGCGGGCGGCCGGCGCGGUGCGGUGCGGUCUGUCCGUCUGUCCUGUCCUGUCCUGUCUGUCCUGCCGGGCGGAGCGGAGAGCGGCGUCUGGCCCCGGAGCGGCUGCCAUGCGGGUCAGGAUGAUUUCGGCUGCCUCCGUCCUCGUCCUGCUCUUCCUGCCCUCGGAGACCUGCUCGCCCCUGCAGUGGCCCCGGAGCCCAUCCCGCAGGCUGACCCUGGCCCCCCAACCCACCUGGGAGCCCUGGCCAGGAGCCCAGCGAUCCCCGGUCCCGGAUACCGGCCCCUUGCCACAAAGACUGUGUCAGCCCCACGGGGCAGAGCCCACCCUGGCCCCCCGCACCCCACGGGCGCUGCAAACCGGCAAGAGGCGAGAUGGCAAACCCAACUCGCUGGAUCUCACCUUCCACCUCCUGCGUGAGUUCCUGGAGAUGUCCCGGGAGGAGAGACUGGCCCAGAAAGCGCUCAGCAAUAAGCUCUUGCUGCAGAGUAUAGGAAAAUGAAGGAGGGUCGGGGGGGGUGGGGAAGGGGGGGGGAAUGAAGAAGACCGACCCUAUAGCGAGCGGCCAUGGCAGAGCGGAGAAUGGGGGGGUGGGGGGGGUGGGUGCCGCUGCCCAGCCAGGGGCUGGAGCCGUGCCCAGGGAGCCCCCCCCCCUUGCCCGGUGGGGUCCCCGUCGCUGCAUCCCGCGUGUUGCUCUCGCUAUUGUGCAUUAAAGUUGCCCUCGCACUUGC
Messenger RNA from Aquila chrysaetos chrysaetos, 1151 nucleotides. RefSeq names its product corticoliberin-like. The record is from RefSeq and is a predicted model, not a curated record. Gene Ontology annotation, cellular component: extracellular region. Bases 335 to 922 code for a protein of 195 amino acids. Gene Ontology annotation, biological process: positive regulation of cortisol secretion; negative regulation of epinephrine secretion; negative regulation of glucagon secretion. Gene Ontology annotation, molecular function: corticotropin-releasing hormone activity. The transcript is spliced from 4 exons. Lineage: Eukaryota; Metazoa; Chordata; Aves; Accipitriformes; Accipitridae.